CGGCCUAGCUCGAGCUCGACUCGUUUAUAAAUCGGCCAAAACGGCUCGUUUACAACCAAGCUUUUUGGAAUGACUCACGAGCUUUUUGAAUACCAUGUUUAUUUUUAUAUUUUAUUAAUUUACACACCUUGCCUCAAAUUUCGAUUUGGUCCUUCAGCAAUUAGUAUUGUGUCAAAGUUACCGACUUGACAUUUCAAGCACUUGAACAUUCUUAUUCUCACUCUACGCUAACGCUGCCCUACCACCGGUGAUCGGAAUUUUGUUCUGCCUUCCACUGGUUUAAGCAGUCAGGACAACAACCACCACCGGCAGUCACAUACGCUGCUCCGGCGACCUUCCUAGUACAUAAAUGAGCAAGAGACCACCCCCUGGUCCAGUGGCUGUACUGAGAGGCCAUCGUGCUUCUGUCAUGGACGUUUGCUUCCAUCCUACUCAGAAUUUGGUAUUCUCAGGAUCUUCAGAUGGUGAGUUAAGAAUCUGGGAUAGUGUGCAACAUCGAACUAUUUCAUCGGCAUGGGUACAUAGUGCUGCACAUGGGAUUAUAAGUGUUUCGAUUGGAGACAACAAAGUUAUCAGCCAGGGCAAAGAUGGAACUGUUAGGUGUUGGGAUAUUGAAAAGGGGGAGUUGUCGAGGAUACCUUCAGCCUCAAUUGAUGCAAAUUUCUACCACUUCUGCAAGCUUUCGCUAGUGAAGAGGCCUGCUGCUGAAACAAAAAAAGCUGAAAAACUGACACCUCAUCACGUGGAAGAAGUAAUAGAAGCUUUUAGUCAAGAACGUUCUCAUGGCAUCCAGGAGGAGGCAGAAAAUUCCGGCAUAUUUAGAAAUGAUGACUGUCAGGAAGGACGUCCAUAUGUUGCAACGGCUGGCGGAGAGCGUUCAGAGGUUGAAAUAUGGGAUCUCAAUGCUGCAGAAAGAAUUGCAACUUUACCACAUUCUUCCGGUUCCUCUAUAAAUGAAUUCACCAAAGGAAAAGGUAUGUGCAUGGCAGUUCAAGCGUUUUUUCCUUCCGGAUCACAGGGAUUUCUACAUGUCUUAGCAGGCUAUGAGGAUGGAACAAUGGGUUGGUGGGAUUUAAGGAAUCCCGGGGUCCCGUUGACUUCUGUAAGGUUUCAUUCAGAGCCAGUUUUAAGCCUGUCUAUGGAUGAGAUGUUCAGUGGGGGCGUUUCAGGAGGCGCAGAUGACAAAAUCUUCAUGUUUACUUUGGAUCAUUCGUUGGGUUCUUGUGUGGUAAAGAAAGAAAUUAGUUUGGAGCGACCUGGCAUAGCUGGCACUUCAAUCCGUGCGGAUGGCAAAAUUUUCGGCACUGCUGGUUGGGAUCACAGGAUCAGGAUUUACAAUUACAGAAAUGGAAAUCCUUUGGCAAUUUUGAAGUAUCAUCGUGCCACGUGCAAUGCGAUUUCAUUCGCGGCAGAUUGCAAACAAAUGGCUUCAGCAUCUGAAGACACCACUGUGGCACUUUGGGAGCUUUAUCCUCCCCGGCCUUCUGCUUAAAUUAAUUUAUUUCAUUAUUAAUUAUCUCGAUCAAAAUAGUUUUGUUACUAUAAACUCAUGUGGGCUGAAUCGGUUAUAUAAAGGAAGACGGGUUUCAAGUGCGUGAUAA
Helianthus annuus (common sunflower) is the source of this 1601-nucleotide messenger RNA. Its product is annotated as protein DECREASED SIZE EXCLUSION LIMIT 1. The transcript has 14 exons. Bases 350 to 1492 code for a protein of 380 amino acids. The record is from RefSeq and is a predicted model, not a curated record. Lineage: Eukaryota; Viridiplantae; Streptophyta; Magnoliopsida; Asterales; Asteraceae. Gene Ontology annotation, molecular function: protein binding.